UGUUGCCUGUGUUAAGGCAGAGCAAAAUAAAAGCCACAUUUAAAGGGUGUUUACUAGCUGUGCAGAUCUUUUAUUUAAUUUAGGCUGAAGCUGGAGAAGAAAAAGAGAAUAUAUGGAGGGAGACGCCGGAAGAGAUUUGGGAGUCCAGAGAACUAUGGAUGGUAACGUGAAUGAUGAGGUUACUAUCCCGUCUUGUUGCCUGAAGGCCCGAGCUUUCCCUCUGGACCCUGAGCUUGAAGCCAAUUGUCAUGCAACUGUGGUUUCUGGAUGGUUCUCUGAUAAAGUUGGCAAAAACAUGUACUUCAACAACCCCAUGUGGCCAGGAGAAGCCCAUUCUUUGGAAGUAGAAAAGAUUUUGUUCAAGGAAAAAUCGGAGUAUCAAGAGGUCCUAGUUUUUGAGUCUGCAUCAUACGGAAAAGUGCUUGUCCUUGAUGGCAUCCUUCAGCUGACCGAGAAAGAUGAAUGUGCCUAUCAGGAAAUGAUUGCCCAUCUUCCCCUUUGCUCCAUUGAAUCACCAAAAAAUUAUAUAUGUAAAUCUGUAUCUUCUUUUUGUUUGUUGAGUGUAGGUCCUGCUCAAGAGCUUGUGAAAAGGCCCUUCUUUGAGAUGAUAGCAAAAGCAUUAAGGCCUGGAGGUGUUGUUUGUAAUAUGGCAGAGAGUAUGUGGCUCCACACUCAUCUUAUUCAGGAUAUGGUGACCGCUUGCCGUGAGAUAUUCAAAGGUUCUGUUCAUUAUGCAUGGGCAAGCAUACCCACAUAUCCCAGUGGUGUUAUUGGAUUCAUACUAUGCUCAACGGAUGGACCGGCUGUAGACUUUAAGGUUCCUAUAAACCCCAUUGAGAAGCUAAAGGGAGCACAUCGGAGAGAAUUAAGAUUCUACAACUCUGAGAUUCAUCGAGCUGCCUUUGCUUUGCCUUCGUUUGUCAAGAGGGAAGUUAGCUGUCUUUGAGGUUUGAAAUUGUGUUUUGUGAGCAUACAUGUUAUGUUAGAUAUUGAACAUUUAGGGUGAAAACAAUGUUAUUUAUGGGAGGUUUGGUUGUUUGUCUUAGGUUCAUACUCAUGAAGCUUUGUUUUGUCCUCUAAUUGUUUUGUGGUUGUUUGUCUUUCAUGUAAAUGUUCACUUGAAUUACUUGAUCAUUGCAAAA
Molecule: messenger RNA, 1142 nt
Organism: Cynara cardunculus var. scolymus (artichoke)
Lineage: Eukaryota; Viridiplantae; Streptophyta; Magnoliopsida; Asterales; Asteraceae
Product: spermine synthase-like
Exons: 8
Coding region: 113-946 (277 amino acids)
Biological process (GO): spermidine biosynthetic process
Cellular component (GO): cytosol
Molecular function (GO): spermidine synthase activity
Source: RefSeq, a predicted model, not a curated record